Messenger RNA from Procambarus clarkii (red swamp crayfish), 344 nucleotides. Lineage: Eukaryota; Metazoa; Arthropoda; Malacostraca; Decapoda; Cambaridae. The record is from RefSeq and is a predicted model, not a curated record.
GAUGGCUGAGAGGAGUGUGGUUGAGGGGGGCCUGGCAGCGCUGCCCUGUGACCUGCAGGUCAACGACCCUAAGGACUCAGUACAACUCAUACUAUGGAUCAAGGAAGGCGUCCACACACCUCUAUACAGCUACGACUACCGGGAACUACUCGGAGGUCGACCCAAGGAGACCAAACCGGACGCCAACUCGACCUUGGCGCGUCGAACAACCUUCCGAACAGACACGACGCCCGCCGCCCUCCUUGUCGACCGGGUCGAGGCCGACGACGCCGGGAUCUACAGGUGUAGGGUCGACUUCCUCCACACCCCCACCAGGAACAAGAGAGUCAACCUUACUGUUAUAG